Cladophialophora yegresii CBS 114405 is the source of this 2130-nucleotide messenger RNA. RefSeq lists its product as uncharacterized. The record is from RefSeq and is a predicted model, not a curated record. NCBI's taxonomy places the organism in Eukaryota, Fungi, Ascomycota, Eurotiomycetes, Chaetothyriales, Herpotrichiellaceae. Gene Ontology annotation, molecular function: 5'-3' DNA helicase activity. The transcript has a single exon. The coding region runs from base 1 to 2130 and encodes 709 amino acids.
AUGUCCUUCCACAGCCACCCAGACAGCAAGCACUCCCAAACCUUGUGUGACUCUGUCGAGUCGCGCGUACGACUUUCUUACCAGAUCGAGGGUGAGAGUGCCAGCAAUUUCAUCGAUCUUGGGACAGGGUCUGCCAGCCCCCGUUCCGAAUACCAUUGUGAGAUCCGUUAUGAUGGGAGUGUGAAAAUCUGGAACACCAUUGGCAACCACAGGUUCUCAGUCGAAUACGAGCCAAAGCAGGUUGCUUUCGAGGCCCUGAAGAAGCGCAACGCUGGAGGUGAAUGGGUUUAUCUAGACCCGCGAUACGACUCAUGGACGCCAAGUGUUCGCGGCGAACCGGAUACGCAGCUCGUUGUGCGCAUGCUUGACGAUUCACCGACUGCUAGCCUUUCUCGUGCGAAUGACGCACAGCGGAACUCUUUGGCUACCACCAACCUCUUCCCUCUCGCUCGAUCAUACAAGCUGUUUAGUCGGGUCAAGCUGCAAUUGUUGGACGCUUCUCGCGACCGGAUAUGGCGUCCUGAUUCGAUUAUCCGACUCAUAACCGAAGCAAAGCUUGCCCACACCCGCAAAGAUACCCAGCAGCCCGAUCACUAUGUGGUGAUGGAGGAUGUUUUAGGUACCCCGGAGACGCGUGACCCGCAUAUGAAGGCCUUCCUCGACACCGAAGAAGCCGCCAUAAAAGCCGAAGGAGUAGACGGCGAAGCGAUAACGGCGGCGGUAAGAGCAAUGAGGGCUGCAUUAUCAGGACCGGAGUCGAACACCACAUAUCGGAUACCCAUUAGUGCGGUGUUUGAUUACCAAGCGAAGGCCGUCAAAGAAGUGGUGCCACUCGCAGAAAAGGGCUAUUCGGUCGAUUUCUCGCCUUUCGACGACAUCAACCCGUCUCAGGAGCGCGCGAUUCGGAACAUCUUCGUGUACACAGCGUCGCUUAUCCACGCUCCCAAUGGCUGUGCGUUGACGGCCACCAUUGUUUUUGCGACAGAGGCCAUCCUACGUAAAGCUCCGACAACGAAGGUCCUCAUCUGCUCGAGGUCAAAUGCCGCAGCUGACAAAAUCGAUUCCGGGUUCAACAUGCGUCGACAUCUAUGCGGUUUCCGGUUCGAACAUCUGCGGUUCUUGCCACGCACGACAGACGAGCUCCACGAUGUCCGAGUCGUUAUUUGCACGUACGCGACGUCCGGGGUUGGGCGGCUCUUGAGACAAUGGGAUCCUCAGGUCCUUAUUGGUGACGAUGCUGGCAGAAUCAGGCACUAUGAAUUAAUUGUUCCGAUCUCGGCGCACUUAGAAUCCCUGAACAGGUUGGUUCUCCUGGGCGACCACACCCAAAAUAGUCCUUCAGCAUCAACAGCAACGGGACGCGUCGCUUGGGAGAGAUCGAUCUUUGAGAGCAUGAUGGACAGAGGAUGGCCCCAGCAACUGCUCGACAUAAAUUACUUGACGCACUCGGACCUGUGGUACCCGACAAGUUUUGUCUUCUAUCACGGCCUAGUUACAGCGGCUCGAAGCACGGCCGACCCAGGGCCAUUCUUGACCAAACUCCUGACAAGAUUCGACCAGGGUGUGGAGAUCGAGGACAGUGUUGGAGACACUGCGAGGAUCUCUUCGUUCGCGCAUUUCUUUGACGUCCGCGAUAAGCAGGAUGAAAGCAUCGACCCCGAAGUUAGCUGUGUGGAGGUCAUCGUGAACGCGUUGCUUCAGAGCGAUUCGUGCAAAGCAGAUGAGAUAGUCGUGGUGCAUGGCGCGCGUGAGUAUCACGAUCUCCUCACAUCCAAGUCCAAGAGCAGUGGCUGGUGCGGCGUGGCCAUCGAACACAUCGCUUCCACACAAGCUCUCUCGCGGAAGGUUGCCAUUCUGUGUCUACCACGGAGUGAAGUGAAGCUUGUCGACUCACCCAUGAGCCAGCGGCGGAACGUCAGUACCAUGAUGUCGCUUGCCUCGGACGCAGUUUUCGUCGUUGGAACGUGGAAGUCCAUCUGCCUCCUGGCCCACACCAACGACCUCCAACGAGUGCUGUUCUGCAUGGAUGAAACGAUCGAGAGGUUUCUGCUCCGAGUCGGCGGGAGUCCCUACACAUACAGUGGAGAUGCACUGGUUAAUGUGAAGGCCCAAGGGGAACGUAGGCGGUAG